Messenger RNA from Brassica oleracea var. oleracea, 1535 nucleotides. Its product is annotated as lysM domain-containing GPI-anchored protein 2. Bases 139 to 1407 code for a protein of 422 amino acids. The record is from RefSeq and is a predicted model, not a curated record. The transcript has 4 exons. NCBI's taxonomy places the organism in Eukaryota, Viridiplantae, Streptophyta, Magnoliopsida, Brassicales, Brassicaceae.
UCUCUCUCUCUCUCUCUAAAUCUCACACACCUCUCAACUAUUUUAAAAAAAGCUUCAACCUUUACUCUCUCACACUCUGCUUGGAAGAGAAAGAACAAAGCUUUUUCUGAUUCUUACCAAACCCAAACUCACCUGAAAAUGAAAAACCCAGAAAAACCCAUACUCCUGUUUCUAAUCAUAGCUUCGACCUUAGCAUCAACGGCCACUUCAAAAUCAACAAUAGAGCCCUGCUCCACGAGCUCCACAUGCAACUCCUUCCUAGGCUACACACUCUACACCGACCUCAAAGUGACAGAGCUCGCUUCCCUCUUCCAAGCCGACCCAGUCUCCAUCCUCCUCUCCAACUCCAUCUCCACCUCCUACCCCGACGUCGAGAACCACGUCCUCCCUUCCCACCUCUUCCUCAAGAUCCCAAUCACCUGCUCCUGCGUCGACGGCAUCCGAAAAUCCACCUCCACUCGUUACAAGACCCGCACCUCCGACACGCUGGACUCCAUCGCCGGCUCCGUUUACGGCGGUCUUGUCUCCCCGGAGCAGAUUCAGGUGGCCAAUCCGGAUAUCGAGUCUCUUGAUGUUGGUACGAGUCUUGUGAUUCCUUUGCCGUGUGCUUGCUUCAAUGGGACGGAUGAGUCUCUCCCUGCGGUUUAUCUGUCUUACGUUGUGAGAGGUGUUGAUACGAUGGCUGGGAUUGCGAGGAGAUUCUCGACUACUGUUGCGGAUUUGACGAAUGUGAAUGCCAUGGGAGCUCCUGAUAUUAACCCUGGUGAUAUCCUCGCUGUCCCAUUGCUAGCUUGUGGUUCAAACUUCCCCAAAUACGCUACGGAUUACGGACUGAUCAUUCCAAACGGAAGCUACGCUCUCACCGCAGACCACUGUGUACAAUGCAGCUGUUCACUCGGAAGCCGCAGUAUGUAUUGCGAGCCAGCUUCUUUGGAAGUCUCUUGCUCUAGUAUGCAAUGUCGAAACAGCAAGUUCAUGCUUGGAAACAUCACUUCGCAGGAGACUAGUGCUGGUUGUAAACUUACCACUUGUACCUACAAUGGUUUCGCCAAUGGCACUAUCUUGACCACGCUAUCCAGGUCUCUACAACCUCGAUGUCCUGGACCUCCACAAUUGGCUCCCCUUAUAGCUCCACCUGAUACUGUUCCAAAGGAGCUGAUGUAUGCACCUUCACCCUCACCUACACCUUCACCCGCACCGGAGUCUGAUGGUGUUGUUAGUGGAGGACCCUCCAUAGUUGCAGCUGCACCAAGAGGACCUACGGUUGCUUCAAGCAGUUCUAUUCCUGGCUAUCCAGCUAAUGGUCCAGCUGGGAGUAUCUCUAUAGCUUCUUGCCUGACUAGCUAUCACUCACUCGUUGUGUUUUUGAUCUCUUUUGCUUCUUACUCUUUUGUAAUCUUGGUUUAGUGGAAGGUGAUAUAUUACCAUUAGUCUUUGUUCUUUGUUAAUUAUAUGAAUACUACUAGUGUGUGAUUGAAUCAGCUUUGUAUUGAUGGAAAGCAGUUGAUGGUUUGAAAAGUGUCCGGUUAACUGUC